CAAAAUCGAUAGUUUGGUUGCAACGAAGAAAAGAAAAGAAGAAUGUCAUUUUCAAUUUCAAGGUUAAGGUAUUCUCACUCUCUUCCCACUCCCAAUUUGUUUCUUCCAAUUCCUAAUUUCAUUAUUCCUUUGUUAUACUCUCAAACUCAUUCUCCAUUAGAUCACAAUGUUGUUCUUGAUGAUGUUGUUUUCUCAUUCAAUCGCAUGCUCAAUAUCAACCCUACUCCACCAAUCUUCGAAUUCGGUAAAAUUUUAACUUCCCUUGUUAAGAUUAAUCAUUCCCACACUGCUAUUUCAUUUUCUCAACAAAUGGAAUUCAGAGGAAUUCAACCUAGCAUUGUUACUUUGAAUAUCUUGAUUAAUUGUUUCUGCCACCUCAGUCAACUCGAUUUUGCAUUUUCUGUAUUGGGAAAAAUUCUCAAACUAGGUUAUCAGCCUAAUAUCGUAACAAUUAGUACACUUAUCAAAGGUCUUUGUCUUAAUGGUAAUGCUAAGAAAGCAUUGCACUUUCAUGAUGAUGUUAUAGCUAACGGAUUUCACCUUAAUCAAGUUAGUUACGGGACCUUGAUCAACGGAUUAUGUAAAAUAGGUGAAACAAGAGCUGCCAUGCAAUUGCUCAGAAAGAUUGAAGGGUUACUGGUUAUGCCUAAUGUGGUAAUGUACAACCCAAUUAUUUAUAGUCUGUGCAAGGAUAAACUCGUAAUUGAUGCAUGUGAUUUAUAUUCUGAAAUGAUUGUCAAGAAAAUUUCUCCUGAUGUUGUCACUUACAGUACUUUAAUAUAUGGAUUUUGCAUUGUGGGUCGAUUGAAAGAAGCAGUUGGUAUGUUAAAUGAAAUGAUGUUGAAAAAUAUCAACCCAAAUGUUUAUACUUUUAAUAUAUUGGUCGAUGGUUUUUGUAAGGAAGGAGAGGUUAAACAGGCUAAAAGUGUGUUAGCUAUGAUGAUAAAAGAAGAUACGAAACUCGAUGUUGUUACUUAUAAUUCUUUAAUGGAUGGUUAUUUUUUACUUGAUGAUGUAAACAAGGCCAAAUAUGUAUUCCACACCAUGGUCCGAAAGGGAGUGACUCCUGAUGUUCAUAGCUACAAUAUUAUGAUUAAUGGACUAUGUAAGAAUAAAAUGGUGGAUGAAGCCAUGGAUCUUUUUAAAGAAAUGCAUUUCAAAAAUAUGGCGCCUGAUACUAUAACUUACAAUUCCUUCAUUAAUGGACUUUGCAAAUCAGGGAGAAUCUCUGAAGUUUGGGAUCUUUUAGAUGAGAUGCAUAAUAGAGGUCAACCUGCUGACAUGUUCACUUCCAAUUCCAUAUUGGAUGCUUUGUGCAAAAACAAUCAUGUUGACAAGGCAAUUGCAUUAUUGACGAAAAUCAAAGAUCAGGGAGUUAAGCUAAAUAUCUAUACAUACACAAUACUAGUUGGCGGACUAUGCAAAAGUGGAAGACUUAAAGAUGCACAAAAGGUUUUUGAAUAUCUUCUGAUGAAAGGCUAUCGUUUUGAUGUUAGGAUGUAUACUGUUAUGAUUGAUGGGCUUUGUAAAGAGAACUUAGUUGAUGAAGCAUUAUCCUUGCUAUCAAAAAUGGAAGACAACGGUUGCAUUCCUGAUGCUGUAACUUACAAAAUCAUCAUUGGUUGUUUGUUUGAAAACAACCAGAAUGAUAAGGCAGUAAAACUUCGUCAAGAAAUGGUUGUUACAGAUCUAAUGUUAAAGCAAAACUAGAUGAGAUACUUUCUAGUUACAAUUUGUUAUUUGAAUUUGAAUAUGAUCAUCUAAUUUUUAUUUUCUUUUCAUAGUUAUAGUAGAGGAUUAGUGGAUUUGGUUCACUGUUAUGUUUGUUUUGAUUAGAAGUUAAACAUUGCUAGUUUCAUUGUGAUAUUUGUAACAACAAUAGUGUGUGACUUUUUUUAUUCCUGAAUAACUAUCCCUUUUUCUUCCAAA
Cicer arietinum (chickpea) is the source of this 1929-nucleotide messenger RNA. RefSeq lists its product as uncharacterized. The record is from RefSeq and is a predicted model, not a curated record. Gene Ontology annotation, molecular function: protein binding. NCBI's taxonomy places the organism in Eukaryota, Viridiplantae, Streptophyta, Magnoliopsida, Fabales, Fabaceae.